Molecule: messenger RNA, 621 nt
Organism: Closterium sp. NIES-65
Lineage: Eukaryota; Viridiplantae; Streptophyta; Zygnematophyceae; Desmidiales; Closteriaceae
Source: the annotation of a GenBank genome assembly
AUGGCCGCGCGGGACUCGGGCAAGGCGGCGGGGGGAGGCGGAAAGGGGCGCGGGAAGAGCACGGGGGAGGGUGAGGGCGGCGAGGGGGAGUGGUGGCGGGAGCCGCUGUGGCAGGGCGCGAUGAUCGUGGGGGGCGCGGCGGUGGCGGUGGGGCUGGGAGUGAAGUACCUGAUGGAGGGGAAGGGGGAGGAAGGCGCGCAGACGCACAAGGGGAAAGGGAAGGUGAGGCGGGACGCAAGGGAUGAGGCGUGGAGGCAGUUCGCCGGUGGUGGUGGGGCUGUGAGUGAAGUACCUGAUGGGGGCGAAGGGGGAGGAAGGCGCGAAGGCACACAGGGGGAAAGGGAAGGUGAGGCUGGGACUCCUGUUAGAUCGCUGGUGGUGAGACGUGGAGCCAAGGUGAGGCGGCAUGUGCAGGCGCUAGUGGUGGAUCCGGACAUGACAGUCAAGGUGCACAAAGGGGACACGCUGUGGGGCCUGGCGCACAAGUACCAGGUGCCAGUGGAUGCGCUGCGCAGUGCGAACCCCGAGGUGCGUGGCGACCAGGUGCUGGCGGGGUCGCGCCUGUACAUUCCCAACGUCAUCAGCGACGAGGAGUUUGACGUGCGCGCUAAUGAGGAGUAG